AAGUGACUUUUUUGUUCGACUUGAACUUGGAUUUCCUUGUGGAGAAAGUUAGGAAUGAAGACUUUUCUUAUUCUUGCGAUGCUUAUUGAAGAUAUUGUUACCAUUAAGUGUAAUUGUUUGGGGAGUAUGGGCGAAUUUUGUGACAAUGGAUUUUGUGAAACAACUUCGUAUUGCAUGACUUCUUGGGUUUCUAUCAACGGACAGAUCACUGCUCAGGACUGUUUGACAACCCGCACCGAUCUAUCGGAUCGACAGUGUCAGACGAAUCGGAAGGGACUCGUUUCGUGCGUCUGUAGCACUGAUAUGUGUAACGUCGACACGUUUUCUAUUCCGACGGAUAUUGUUCUCACUGCCCCACCAACAAUCAAAUGCUAUAAUAAGUUUGUGGAUGAUGAUAAUUUCUGUUUUGGGCAAUUUUGCAGGUACUCAAGACAGUUGGUACCAAAUGACUUUGGCGAUGUGCAAAUUUCCUCAUUUUUUCCUGAACGGGGAUGUAGUGAUUUGGAAUAUAAUCAUGACCUCGCCUCAAUGAAUGUUUGCUACACGAACGAUGAAAUGAUCGUAUGUCAAUGUAACACAGAAUUUUGCAAUAAAGAUCAGCCAUUCGAUGUGCCGAUGGGAAAUUUACUGUGUUAUUACAACUCUAACGGCAAGCCAGGAAACAUUCCUGGAAUGAAGUACUGUCGAGGUCACCUAUGUUACGUGCAUACUAAUUAUGAUAUCAUCAGUCGAGGCUGUAUUAACGUUAGUGAUGGUGGUCCGGAAGAGCUGAAAAAGAAGGGCGGAUAUUUGUUAUACAGAUUUUGUGAUGAAGACUUGUGCAAUGGAGAAAUAACUGCAGAUCCAGUUGUGAAUGUGGAAGGUUCUGGGAACCUCAGUUGAUUUAUGGGUUUUAUUUGAAUUUAAUAAAGUUUUCAUUCAAUGCG
This is a messenger RNA of Caenorhabditis elegans, 926 nucleotides long. RefSeq names its product DUF7622 domain-containing protein (gene F36H9.2). The transcript has 7 exons. Bases 55 to 882 code for a protein of 275 amino acids. NCBI's taxonomy places the organism in Eukaryota, Metazoa, Nematoda, Chromadorea, Rhabditida, Rhabditidae. The record is from RefSeq and is marked reviewed.